Molecule: messenger RNA, 3679 nt
Organism: Thunnus maccoyii (southern bluefin tuna)
Lineage: Eukaryota; Metazoa; Chordata; Actinopteri; Scombriformes; Scombridae
Product: band 4.1-like protein 1
Exons: 23
Coding region: 515-3184 (889 amino acids)
Biological process (GO): cortical actin cytoskeleton organization
Cellular component (GO): cytoskeleton; plasma membrane
Molecular function (GO): actin binding; structural molecule activity
Source: RefSeq, a predicted model, not a curated record
GAGACCGACACAGGGCAGGUGUGGGGAAGAUACAGAGCAGGGUAGAGCUCAUGAGGGCUGGUGAGAGGAGGAGCUCAUGAAUACAGGAGGAGAAAACACAGGGAAACCAGAAAACCAAAAACACAAUACCCUAAGCUAACCAACAAAGGCAGUCCUUCAAACCCACCACCCAAAUUAUAACAAGCAAAACCAUAUUACCAGAAAGACUUGACAACAGAAGCGUAACACAUGGAACCCCAAAGAACACAAAAACGCAAAGAGUCCAAAAAUCAAACAGAAAGUCCAGGCAGGAUGUGACAAUGUCUUGUUUGAAAUUGUCAAGAGAUGCGGAUAUAUUGACAGCGUGACUUGAACUGUGGCACCAUCAAGUUCGUCUUCAUCUCGCGGAGAACAAAUGGCAGCUUGUGUGGGAAUAUGGUUGGUGUUACAUUGCUGAAGCAACAGAGGCAGGCACCGUCAGAGGUGAAGAGAGCACGAUAGGAGUCCUCCCAGAAGGCAGGGGGCAGCGGCAGGCAUGCAGGACUCAGCCUCGGACAGCAAGAUGGCCAAACAGGAACAGAACUCCAAACAUCUGGACGAACACAAAGAAACAGAUGACAUGUCUGAGAAGAUGUCCCCAAACAAGAAUCUCAAAUCUCCUCAAAAAGGCUCCAAACGACUUAAAACCGCUCCCUUCAAAGUGACCCUGCUGGACUCAUCCGAGUUCGAAGCAGAAGUUGAGAAACACUCCAAAGGACAGACCCUGAUGGACAUGGUGUGUGAGCAUCUCAACCUGCUUGAGAAGGACUACUAUGGUUUGACUUUUGCCGACACAGACACACAAAAGAACUGGUUGGACCCCUCCAAGGAGAUCAAAAAACAGAUGCGCAACUCUCCAUGGCACUUUGCCUUCGCUGUCAAGUUCUACCCUCCAGACCCCUCCCAGCUCACUGAGGAUAUUACCAGAUACUACCUGUGUCUGCAGCUGAGGGAUGACAUGCUGUCAGGUCGACUGCCGUGCUCAUUCGUCACUCACGCCCUCCUGGGCUCCUACACCGUUCAAGCCGAGCUGGGCGACUAUGACCAGGACGACCAUGGCUCCGACUAUGUCAGCGAUUUUCGCUUUGCCCCCAAUCAGACUCGCGAGCUGGAGGAGAGGGUGAUGGAGCUCCAUCGAAACUACAAGGGUAUGACUCCAGCAGAGGCUGAAAUUAACUUCUUGGAGAAUGCGAAGAAACUGUCCAUGUAUGGGGUAGACCUCCAUCACGCUAAGGAUUCUGAAGGGAUUGACAUAAUGCUGGGUGUCUGUGCCAAUGGCCUGCUGAUUUACCGUGAUCGGCUGAGGAUCAACCGCUUUGCCUGGCCAAAGAUCCUUAAAAUCUCCUAUAAGAGGAGCAACUUCUACAUCAAGAUACGACCUGGAGAGUACGAGCAGUUUGAAAGCACUAUCGGUUUUAAGCUUCCCAACCACAGAGCUGCCAAGAGGCUGUGGAAGGUCUGCAUUGAGCAUCACACCUUCUUCCGGUUGGUAUCUCCAGAGCCUCCUCCUAAGGGCUUCUUGGUGAUGGGUUCAAAGUUUCGAUAUAGCGGAAGGACACAGGCUCAAACCAGACAGGCCAGCGCUCUUAUAGACCGGCCUGCUCCACACUUUGAGCGAUCCACCAGCAAGAGGUACUUGCUCUCCAGGAGCUUGGAUGGAGCAGAGUUUUCACGGCCGGUAUCAGCCAUGUGUGAGAACCACGAUGGCCUCUCCCACCGCAGCAUCAGUGAACAGCAUCGUCUCCACAGCCCCUCUGUGGAUGAGCAGGAGACAGAGCUGGAGCCGAGUUUGGAGCAGGACGAGGAGGACAAGGACCAAGAGCAGGACUAUGACGGCAAUGUCACUCCAAGCAAAAAGAAAGAAAUCAUGUUUCUGGAUAAGUCGCAGGACGUCUUGCUGAAGCACCAGGCCAGUAUCAACGAGCUGAAGAGAGCCCUGAGGGAGCCCAACAGCAAGCUGAUGAACCGCGAGAAGCGUCUGUCAGCAACCUCCCCAACCGGCACACCAGAGAAAAAGGCUUUGGUGGGCCGAGCGGUGGGAAAGGACCCUGUUAACAACCUUUCUGUUGAGGGUUUCGUCCAGAAGACUCUGGUGACUUCACCUGAGGGCUCUGAGGAGUGGGUAUUGAUUGAAAAACAAGAAACUUAUCAACAGGACCAUGACUGGAAGGCAGAAGAAAAGAACAAAUCUCUCACAUCUGAUUCCUCAUGGGAGAAAAAGGAGCUGGAAAAAGAGAUAGACGUUGCCAAGAUGAUACAUAUUGAGGAGCCUGUCUCUACUCCUUCCAUUUACGAAGCACCGUUUGCUGAUUUCAAGAAGGAGCUCAGUGACAGGAGGCCCCAGCAGAGCGUAGCCUCAGAGGAGGAGCAGGAGAGGGACACCGUGGCCUGCAUGAGGGAAAUCCACUUGGGCAUCGAACGCAAGUGCUCCAGCAUGACGGUCAGCUCCACAUCCAGCCUAGAGGCUGAGGUCGACUUCACUGUCAUCACAGAUCUCCACUCCGGCAUGGAGGACUUCUCUAAAGGCAUGUCGGAGCUGGGAGAGAGGGAUCGACAUCCCGAAGUGGGCCGGGAGGACUUUGAGGAAACCUCCAGGUUCUACUCUGCGCGUCUAAUGGGGUCCCGGGACAAGUCUCCCAUAGAGGAGAAGCUUCCUGAGGAGGGCAUGCAUCAUGAGCCUCCAGUGGCAAAGAGAGACCCCAGUGCUGUGAGUAUGGCCCAAAUGCUCAAGAGGGCCGGCAGCAAGACAGAGACGCAUACGAAUGGAUCAGAAGUCCACCCCAACAUCAUGAAUGUCUCACCACAGAACUACGGAGUCGUCAGCCCGCGAGAGGCUCCUGCUGCCCUUAAAGAAAAUGGCUCCCCUGUAAAAGCCGGCACCCAGGGCAGGGAGUCUGUUGUGUCCCCGCUGACCAUCACCGCUGAGAGUGUCACCUCAGCAACCACAACCCAAGUUACCAAGACUGUGAAAGGAGGCUACUCAGAGACCAGAAUCGAGAAAAGGAUUAUAAUCACAGGAGAUGAUGAUGUGGACCAACAUCAGGCCCUCGCCAUGGCAAUCCAAGAGGCCAAGCAGCAGCAUCCCGACAUGCUGGUGACAAAAGCAGUGGUUAUCAGGGAAACAGAGUCUCCCACUGAGGAGCUGCAGCAGAAAGCAGAGUCCUGAUUGGUCAUGGUGGCUCCUGAGACGGGGGACAGGAGAGGAUCCUCCAGCUGUGUGUCUCCUGCCCCGCCCCGCAGUAUGCCACCAACCUGAUAAGAGGACUCUCUACCCCCACUGUGUACACACCGACACGAGAACAGACUGCGCUCCAUGAAGCAGUAGACCUCCACUUCUGUCCCUUUAGACAAACCAACUGUGACUCUAGCCUCUGACCCGACCCGGCCUCCCGUCCUGUCCCGGCCCAUCCCAGCCCUCCACCUUCCUACGGAACAGGAAACGUCUUCUAUCGGAUGACUUACGUUUGGUUUAUUCAGGUGGAGUUAUGUAAGACUGAAAGUGAAACCCGGUCACAGCUGUUACUCUUUGAAUUUACCUCCGUUAGAGUCAUUUGUCUGAAACUUUACUUGUAUAUUAUUUAACUCAUUUAACACAGUUCGACUCUUUUGAACCCCUGAGUAUCAUUUGAUGCGUUUUUAACCCCAACCCCCCUCCAGGCCC